Molecule: messenger RNA, 2963 nt
Organism: Phragmites australis (common reed)
Lineage: Eukaryota; Viridiplantae; Streptophyta; Magnoliopsida; Poales; Poaceae
Exons: 6
Coding region: 236-2644 (802 amino acids)
Molecular function (GO): protein dimerization activity
Source: RefSeq, a predicted model, not a curated record
GCCUCCGGCCGCCACAGCUCGUCUGCUCCAAUCCCGUCGACGCUCCCUCACUUUCUCCAGGCGGGGCGAACCUCAAGAUCGACCAGCUGAUCCGCCCGCUUGUUCAUAGAUAAGCCGGAUUCGCCUUGAGUCAAGGCAGAUCGUACAAGGCAGAGUAGAUACAUCAAUCAAGCUAUAGGUGGGAAGUCAGAAUCAAGCUGAGAUCGUUCGAGAGGAUCCGAGUCUUGGAGGGGAGAUGAUGAUCCGGCGGUUUGUGAAUAUCGUGGCGGAAAACUACAAGAGCAGCAUGUAUUCGCUGCACGGCCUGGACGUCUCGAAGCAUCUCUUCUACCCGUCAACAGCCGAAGCAGAAGCGGCGGCAGCAAAAGCAGCAGCGAGCAAGAAGAAUGGUAAUGGUGGUGGUAGGCCACCAGUGAUACCGAGAUUGCGGCGUCUGCCUGCGCCUUACAUGAGCUUCCAGCCGUCCCCCACGACUCUCGGGGACAGCACGACCAUGGGGACCUUCGCGCUCGUGAGCCCCCGCAGCAGCGAGGGCAGGAUCCUCUGCAGCAGCGACGCGGGCCACUCCCUCCUCUACAACGCGGACUCGCACUUUAUCCAAACCAUGCCCAGCGUCCAGGGUUUCAUAGGAAGCAGGCCCAUCACCAUCUCCACCGGCCGGCCCGGCGCCCUGGAAGACGACCUCUACAUCCUUCGCGACGGCGCCGGAUUAUCCUGCUUCCACGUCCUUAGAUUCGGCAGCAAGGACAGAUUGGUGCAUCGCCCCAGCGGCCGCAAGGGCUGGCACUGGGAGUCUCUUCCACGGCCACCCUUCAGCGGCAUCAUCAACUCCUACACGGUGGUCGACGGUGGCCGCACCAUCUGCGUGUCAUACAACGCCCCAGACUUCUUCGGCACCUACUGCUUUGACACGGUGGAACGCGAAUGGUGGGAAGCCGGCGACUGGGUGCUGCCGUUCGAAGGCGGAGCCGAGUACGUCCCCGACCUCAAGCUCUGGCUUGGCUUCUCCCCCAGCAAGCCCCAUCACCUGUGUGCGACGUCGGACCUCUCUGCCAUGGACCAACCACCGACAUUGCAGCAUGUCCUGCCAGAUCUCGACACACCCGAGAAUUGGUCGGCAAUGAGGUUCAACCCAAGGAAAAAAUUAUCGCCGAUUUGGAAACCGAUAAACCCGAUUUUCCUCCGCCGCCAUCGCUACUCGUUGGCGUUGCUGCUCCCGUGCGGUGCGGCUCGAGUGAAGGUCGGCUGCUCGGGCUCCAGCAGCGGGAGCGGACGCGCGGGCCUGCGGGAGUGCGGGCAGCGGGCUGCGGCUGCGGCUGCUCGGGCAGUCGGGCGUCCAUCGUCCAACGGCGGGAGCGACCGCGCGGGGCUUCGGGAGUGCGUGGCUGCGGGCAACGGGCUGCGGCUGCUCGGGCGUCCAGCGGCGGGAGCGGCCGCGCAGGCCUGCGGGAGUGCGGGCUGCGCUGCGGCUGCGGCGCGCGCCGUGCGCGGCCGAGCGAGCGGCGCGACUCAGGCGCUCAGCGAGCUGCUCAGCAAGCUAGAGGCGGCGCGGCUCAGCGAGCUAGAGCGGGGCGCGGCUCGGCGUGCAACAGCGGGGCGCCGGCGCCGAGCAAGAGGCGGCGCGGGCGCGCGGCCCGGCGAGCAAGAGCCAAGUCCACCGUGCUCUGCUGUGCCCGUGCUGUGCAGUGUGCACUGUGCUCUGUCUGCUGCACUCCCCAUCCCCAGUCGGCGUGGUCUGCUCAAGCCUGGGUCUGCCGUGAUGGUGAUAAAAGGCAUGGGAGGGGAAGAUCGCUGUGACAAAGGCACGGGCGUCGCCGGCGCAUCGUCCACCAGUGGCGCCGCUGGUAGGAGCACGGCGACAGAUGGUGCUGUUGAGGUGGUCACUCAAGCAGCUGAUUGGUGGGAUUCAUACGGAGGAGAGCAUAAAGAACUACAAAAGAUUGCACGGCGCAUUGUUUCACAAUGCAUGUCCUCCAGUGGGUGUGAGCGAAACUGGAGCACAUUUGCUAUGGUUCAUACAAAGUUGAGAAAUCGGUUGGGUUAUGAGAAACUCCACAAGUUGGUUUAUGUCCACUACAAUUUGAAGUUGCGCAUCCAACAUUUCGUAACUGACAUGCAAAGCCUUCAAGAAAUUCAAGGCUCUAAAGAAAGGGAUUCCGAUCCUUGUAGCAUCAUGAUGGAUGUUGCUAUGUAUGAUGAAGGCAACCCAAUCAUGGAUUGGUUGUGCAACUCUAGGAGUGAGUCUACGCCUAUUCUUGAUGAAUAUGUUGACAAUGAGCCUGAAUCCCCAAGCCCAAGUAGAUUUCUCAUAGAUGAGUUAGGAAUGGAUGAAGAAGAAGUGGCCAUAUUUAAGAGGAAGCUUGAGUUUGGUAGAAAGGGCGGUAAGAAGAAAGGGAAGGUAGGAUUGAAGGAGGAUGAAGAAGGCAUUGCGGACGAUUUUGAGUCGGAUUCUUCACAAGGUAGCCCAACUUAUGCUGAAUCAGGGGAUAACAGUUCAGAUGAUGCAGGUUGCGGUACAGAUGAUGAUGCAGGUUGUGGUACAAAUGAUGCUGCAGGUGCUAGACGUGAGCAACCAACCUCUAUCCGUCCAAGAUCAACAAGGCAAAAGAAACUCUCUAUCAAGGGCCUCUAUCUUAAAAAGUGAUCCAAGCCUCCAAGGACUCUGGACGGAGUUAGUGAUCAAAUCUGAGCAUGUCACCUGUUUUGUCAUUUUGGUUCAAGUGCUUGUAAUAUGGGCUGAUUUGGUGAUCAGAUAUUGAGCCUAUGUGACCCUAUUUUGGUUUAUAUGUUUGUAAUAUUUGAGACUACGAACUGAUGUUUAUGUUGUGCAUUUUGGUUCAAACUUGUAAUAUUUGGGACUAUGGAUUCAUACCAAUGUUUCCUAUUUUCUUCCAAACAUGUAGUAUUUGAGAUUGUCAGUUGUUUUGCUUAAAUCUAUCCAAUGGACUAUGCAUGUGGAAGAA